AUGGCGCCAUCGCUUAUUACGGGAACAUCCUUGCCAAAUAUGGAAGUGGCCAUCCAUAGCAACCAGGACUCGUCCGGAACGGCCGUGCCUGAAGUAACCGAACAGCACCUCAACUUCUUAGUACAUGAACUACAACUACAGAUGAACACGCUACCAACCGAUCCCCUCGGGGUUAUAUGUAACAUCACCUGCUUCUUCGCACUGUCGGUGCAGCUGGUAUAUCUACACGAACAG
Molecule: messenger RNA, 234 nt
Organism: Sphaeroforma arctica JP610
Lineage: Eukaryota; Ichthyosporea; Ichthyophonida
Exons: 1
Source: RefSeq, a predicted model, not a curated record